Molecule: messenger RNA, 2295 nt
Organism: Paecilomyces variotii
Lineage: Eukaryota; Fungi; Ascomycota; Eurotiomycetes; Eurotiales; Thermoascaceae
Product: C6 finger domain protein
Exons: 4
Coding region: 1-2295 (764 amino acids)
Biological process (GO): regulation of DNA-templated transcription
Molecular function (GO): zinc ion binding; DNA-binding transcription factor activity, RNA polymerase II-specific
Source: RefSeq, a predicted model, not a curated record
AUGUCCAAUGUUGAUAUCACCAACGAUGGCCUCGUCGGGCUCGAUUACGACUCGAGAGGCUAUCUUCAGCCCCAGAAUUGGCCCGUGGCGGUGGACCAGAGUGGUCAGCGAGCGGAUGGAAGGCGAGACAUCUCACCUUUGCAAACCAGCGGUCACGCCUUCGAGCAGGCCGUCGCUCACGAUUCUCACCUGAUGGCGGAUUGGCAAUUUCAACAGCUGCAUCCCCACCUGCAAUAUCCUCAGGAUGAGCACUCAUCGGCAGCUCACCACUUCACGUCGACUUAUGGCAUGCCUCUGCAAGCAUCGCCCGUAGAGCUCAUGCCUGCGACUCAAGGACAUCUGGAAACGAGCCUCUUGGACGGAUCCUAUCUGCCUAUGUCUGCGCCGGUCGAGAUGCCUUAUUCCUAUCAAAACUUCCAUUCUGACCUGAUGGCUUUUCCCGAUGGACUGCCGGAUAUGCCUCUGUACCAGCCUCAGCCGAAUCUGCCGGACAGCAGUUCGCCUACGGAUACGUACCUGGAAGUCCGCUCUCUGACGAGUUCGAGCAGCGAUAAUGGCUGGACUACUAUCGAGAAUCGUCGUUCCAUUGACUUCUUCCCGGAGCAAGGCAUUUUCAUCAACCCGACGCACACUCUGCACGACCGAACUCUGUCGGAGUCUUCUUAUUCCGAUCUGGACCAGCACCCGCGCACCUCGUUUGAUGGCUACGUCAAUGUGAACCCGGUGAAUUCGCCCUGCUCGGACUCGUUUGAGUCGAUGUACACCUCCUCUGUGGGUCGACGUGUCUCGUAUGAUCACACCUCCCAUGGCUCCCAAUCUCCUACUGCCGUCAGCCCGGUCACUGCUAGCCCAGUUGCUAUUGUGCGACCAAUGCCGGUUCCUGUCAACAAGUCAUCUUCUCCGACUCGUUCGUCCGGCUCAUCUUCGUCGGCUUCUCCUCCCAGCAGGAAACCGUCUCGCAAGAGCCCGAUCGCUGCGAAGACGGCGGAGACCAAGGUCCGCAAGCAGUCGCAAAGUGGAAAGCCGGAAACUGAGAAGCGUGUUGGAAAGAGGAAGGGUCCCCUGAAGCCAGACCAGCGCAAACAGGCUAGCGAGAUCAGGAAGUUGAGAGCCUGUCUGCGGUGCAAGUUCUUGAAGAAGACUUGCGACAAGGGAGAACCGUGCGCUGGUUGCCAGCCAUCCCAUGCUAGGUUGUGGCAGGUUCCCUGCACCAGGAUUGACAUCAAGGAGAUCGGGUACUUCAUGAAGGACUGGAAGGCGGACUAUGAGCGACACAUGACCCUCGGAUUCUCCGUCGGCAAUAUCAAGGGCUUUUCUGAGCAUGAGAGGACUCUUUUCGUGACCCACGGCUAUGGCCAGAUCCUCCCAAUUAAUGCUCGCGAAGUUUAUGUGCGAGAUGACGAGUGCUUCAACAUGGACUGGGUAGAAAGCAUGCACCGUGAACCUACUCAGUAUGAGGUUGCCACCGCUAAGCUAUCGGCUGGGAUGGAAGGCAUCUCACAUGCCAUGUUGUCGGAUUAUCUCGACCGCCACAUCGACGGUAACGGCAGCUUCGAGAAGUUCGUUGAUGACUACUUCGAGGGGACGCCAUUCUUGACGCAGAUGCUGAAGACCGCCUUCCGCUUCUAUUUCCGAACGAAGCUCCCCGUGAUCCGCAAGGCUCUCAAGCUCAUUCUGGCGUACAACCUGACGCUUCACGUGACCAUGGUCGAAGGUAUCGGCGAGGAGGAGGGAUUUGUUGGAAAGAUCAAGGACGAGACCUCCAAGUUCAAGGGCAAGACGAUGGCUCCGGUCAUGAUCAACUUCCAAGUCAAGUGCGCCAUGGCGAACAUGUGGCGUGAGCUCCAGAAGGACGUCUUGGAAGAGUUGUCGGCUCUCUACUCCAGCGUUUACAGCGGUGACAAGCUGAAGAACUGGCCAACCAUUUUCAUUCUGGCAUCCAUUCUGCUCGCAGUAUGGGAGGAGAUGCAGUUUGACUGCCAUUACCGUGUUCCCGAUGCGGCUGCCGUGGAGAAGUUCUGCAAUGACAUGGAGACCACGCCCGUCGGGGUUAUCGUGGGUCUUUUCCAAGCCAUCUCCCAGAAGCUGCCAGCCUUUACGGAUUGGGAGACUCACAAGCAUCACCACCUGCUCAACUCGAAUCCCGAUGUCUGCAACACCAUGACCGAAGUCCGACGACAUGUCACUGAAUAUGAGGCCUAUCUUCGCACGCGUCCCAGCUCGACCUUCAGCCGCGAUAACUUUGAUUGCUUGUCGAACAAAUUCGUGUCCAAACUUGUUAUCCGCGCUAAUUAA